GCCUUGGUCCCACUGAGAUGCUUCAAAGCUUUAUUAAGAAUGUCUGGGUUCCCAUGAAAUCCUACUAUACCCAGGUUUACCAGGAAAUUUGGGUAGGAAUGGGGUUGAUGACCUUCAUCCUUUAUAAAAUCAGGAGUGCUGAUAAAAGAAGUAAAGCUUUGAAAGGCUCAAGUUCUGCACCUGCCCAUGGUCAUCACUGA
Messenger RNA from Arvicola amphibius (Eurasian water vole), 200 nucleotides. RefSeq names its product ATP synthase subunit ATP5MJ, mitochondrial-like. The record is from RefSeq and is a predicted model, not a curated record. Bases 18 to 200 code for a protein of 60 amino acids. Lineage: Eukaryota; Metazoa; Chordata; Mammalia; Rodentia; Cricetidae. The transcript has a single exon. Gene Ontology annotation, cellular component: mitochondrion.